UUUUCAGGUACAACACUAAUGAGUGGAUAGGCGGAUACCAGUCAGUAUGUAGAUCUGUCGACACGCUUACGCCGUAAGGAGGGGCAAACUGUACACAUAUCCCUGAGACACUCUGGAACAAACAUACUAGGAUUGGUUAUCUGAAAUUUACUCUUAAGCCAAUCUGCAGCCUGCAUUGCUGUAUGUGCAUCACAACCAUUGGUCUGACUGAGUUCUUAAUCUAUUAUUGUUGUUUCAGACAUGAGAUCGAGCCAUCUUGCAUUUGGUUGUGGAAAUCUUAUUUACCUGCAGAUCGACCGAGCCAACUACAGUUCUUAUUUACCUGGCAUCGCAGCAGGUAAAUGUUAUUUACCUACAGACUGUUGAACUAUCGGUAUCUCCAUUUUCAGCUUAACAUCUCACUCCUAUAAGAAACAAUCAUCAGUGAACUGGGUGAUUAGUUUAUCUCUGCUGAUUGGUUCAGCGCCUGCAGGUAUUUUAAGUCACUAACCACCCAUAAAACGCGACAGAUAUGGAAGGACGCACCAUCCAUGAAAAAAUAAGUGAGCACCUACUGUGAAGAAACAAUUUCGAGGCCAGCUACCUUAUAAGAGAACAAAUGACCAAUCCUUCAGUGCAGCAUCAUAUUAUAUACUACUAGUGCAGUGCUACCGGUAGGUGUUGCUUUCUCUCUGUUAAAAAUGUAACCAACUCAUCAACCAUAAAAUAGGCACAACUUGCCUCACCCCUUGACCUCCUAACCACACUGCUCAGCCUUACUUGGUUGUCCUCUGUCCAUCUGGACCAGCUAGUCUUGUUCCCUUUUCUUGGUGUGCUAUCUCCGGCGACUCCAUUCUUGAUCGCGGCUGAACAAGAAGUGGUUAUCGAUUUCUGUCAAGACUUCAGAUCGAGCCAGCUUCCGUUUUGUUGCGGAAAUCUUGGGUGCGUUGUUGGCCGGGGGAUCACGAUCUGUGGUGCGCCGCUCUCCUGUCCCGCACAUCGACCGAGCCAACUACAGUUCAUAUUUAUCUCGCAUCGUAGCAGCGAUGGGCUAGUCAGCUGUGGGCAUCCAGGAGCUGGUGGCCUUCGAGUGGGUGUGCCAUAACCAAUUCACCUGCUCGUCCUUGGUAAACAGAGUUGACUUUUGAAAGAUGUAAAUGCCGAAUACAUGGAAUAGGUCCAGACCACUCAAACCAAAGGACGGGCAAGGUGAUGGAGGCCGUGGUGAGCGCCUCCCAUGGCGCCGUGCAGAUCCUGUUGGUGAAGCUCGGCAACGUCCUUGCCACCAAAUACGCACUUCUCAGUGGCGUUCGCGGGGAGAUCCAGGAGCUCAAGGACGAGCUCGAGAGCAUGACCGCCUGCCUCCUUGAGCUCGCGGAUGGCGAUGAUCACAACGAACAAACUAGGACUUGGAUGAAACAAGUGAGGGAAGUCGCGUUCGAUGUGGAGGACUGUAUGGACAGGUUCUGCCAUCACCUCAGCGAGCACCAUGGAGACCGUAAAGGACUCCUCGAAUACCUCCAUAGGAUGUUCAACAUGGUGCGGACAUUGAGGGUGCGGCACACAGUGGCCACCGAUAUCCAGGGCCUCAAAUCUCGUGCCCAGAAAGUGAGCGAAAGGAGGCGCAGGUAUGAUCUAGGCGAGUCGGCUGGACGGUCAAGCAAAGUGCUUGAUUCUUCUUCGUACAGCCACCAUGACAAUCUGGACCGCUGGCUGCCAGCAAUCCAUGGUGACGGGUCUGGGCUAGUCGGGAUGGGCAACAUGACUCAUGCCGUGGUGAGGCUGCUCAGUGAGAAACGCCAGGCGGCGGCAGGUCCCCGAGUGCUGUCCAUAGUGGGUUUCGGUGGCCUCGGCAAGACCACCCUCGCCACGACCAUCUACAGCACUCCAAAGUUGGGUGGCAUCCAGUGCCGUGCUUUCAUUCCGGUGUCCCAGACAUACGAUUUCCGUUCUCUUCUCGAGUCCGUGCUGAAGCAGCUUUCGACUUUGGCUGACAGUGAUAAAGAUGACGAUCCCCUCCGGAACAUUAAAAAAUGGACCAUAAGCGACUUGGUUGACAAGAUCAAACAAUGUUUGAAGCGUAGGUACCUGAUCGUUCUGGAUGACGUUUGGCAAGCAGCUGCAUGGGAUCAGCUAAAGGUAGCUUUUCCUCAUGAUAAUGGUGAAGAGGGCAGCAUAUUAAUUACUACACGCAGUCACGAGGUGGCAAAAAAUUGCUGCACCUCUCCCAAUGAUCCUGUCUAUGAAAUGAAGCGGUUACAGAUGGAUGAUUCACAGCAGCUAUUCUUCAAGACGGUCUUUGAGUCAGGGAAAUGUCCGAACGACCUGCUGAAAGUCUCCAAUGCCAUUUUGGCAAGGUGUAACGGUCUACCUCUAGCUAUAGUGAGCAUAGGACGAAUGCUAGCUCGGAGGCAAAACAAGACAUCGGCAGAAUGGCAAACAGUAUGUGAUAGGUUGGGUUCUGAACUAGAGACAAACCCCACUUUAGAGGGAAUGAGACGGAUACUUUCUCUCAGCUACAAUGAUCUUCCAUACCAUCUGAAAGCAUGUUUCUUAUACCUGUGUGCUUUCCCAGAGGAUUUUGUGAUCAGAAGAGGCUCUCUGAUUAGACGGUGGGCAGCCGAAGGCUUGAUCAUUGGAAUGUAUGGCCGCAGUAUGGAAGAGAUUGCUCAGAUUUAUUUGGACGAGUUUGUGAGUAGAAGCAUCGUCAUCCCUGGACAGAUUGGCAGCAGUGGCAAUAUUAGGAGUUGUAAAGUCCACGACAUAAUGUUAGAAGUCAUCAUCGCCAAAUCUGUCAAGGAAAUUUUUAUCUCAUUCCUAGGGAGCAGCCAAUACAGCACAACAGCAGGCCAUGACAAGGUACGACGGCUCUCCAUCCAUCCUGGUGGCGGCAAGGAGAAGAGAACAUUUUCCAGUAAAAACAUAGUUCAUACCCGUUCACUGUCAAUUCUGGGCAGCACUGAGAAACCUGUACCCAUCAAAUUUGCUGAUUUGACACUUUUAAGGGUUUUAGAUCUUGAAGGAUGUGGAUGGUUAAGAGAUCAAGAUAUGAAGGACAUUUGCAAACUGCCUCUGCUGAGAUACCUCAGCCUUAGAAACACAGCCAUAUGCCAACUACCAGAUGCAGUAGGGAAACUUAGAGACUUGGUGACACUGGAUGUAAGGGAAACUAAGGUCGUCGAAUUUCCAAAAGGCAUUACUCAUCUCCAAAGUCUGAAUCAUCUGAUUGUAGGCCGUUAUGCAUAUUACACAAGGACACGAAGUGUGAAGCAUUUCUUGUGGAGUGGAGGAGCGAAGGUACCACUUGGAUUAGGGGAUAUGCAUGCUCUCCAGAGAAUCUCUCAUGCCGACAUCUCCACAGAGAAAAGCUCCCGUGCAAUGCGUGAGCUGGGAAAAUUGCGUCAGUUAACCAGACUUUGUGUAAUUAACAGGAAGGAAGCAAAGUUUUGGGAACCCUUUGCUGAGUCUUUGAAUGAGCUUAGCAGCUCUCUUCGCCAUCUAAUGGUUGUGGACGGUUCACUGGAAGGCACGGAGCUGGAAUUUUUAGUUGGCCUGAAGAAUGCCCCUGUGUUUCUGCAGAGCCUCCAUUUGGGGGGACGGCUCAGGAAUCGUUUGAGGUUCUAGCGAAGCUCCCCAGUCUUGUUUCUCUCAAGCUAUACUUCAAGGGGUAUUCCGGGAGUGCCUUAUGCUUUGAAGAGGGCUGGUUUCCCCGGCUGAAGCAAUUAGUCGUGGAUAAUAUGGAAAAUCUUGAGGAGCUCAGCUUCCAUGGGGGUGCACCUAAUCUUGAGAGGCUCACAUUGGCUUUCAAUAGGGUGCUCCGUGGAGGUGUUA
This is a messenger RNA of Triticum aestivum (bread wheat), 3810 nucleotides long. Its product is annotated as disease resistance protein Pik-2. Gene Ontology annotation, molecular function: ADP binding. Gene Ontology annotation, biological process: defense response to other organism. The transcript is spliced from 6 exons. The coding region runs from base 1192 to 3603 and encodes 803 amino acids. Lineage: Eukaryota; Viridiplantae; Streptophyta; Magnoliopsida; Poales; Poaceae. The record is from RefSeq and is a predicted model, not a curated record.